UAAGAGAACUUCAGACUCUAGAGGUCUCCAUCCUUCAGCAUCCCCUCAGCAGCCACCCAGUCGCCCUCUCCUCCUCUUUGGGUGCUUUGUUUAGCGCAGGAGGAGAUGAGGAGAGGCUGCCCGAGGAGUAGACAGAGGGGAGCCCGAGACAAACGCGUCCCACGCCAGAACCACACAGUCGGUGGGCAACUUUGAUUUUUGGACGCCGCGGAUAGCCUGCGAUCUGCAUGACAAUGAAGAGAAGGAGCCACGUUUUCUCUUCUUUAUCUACCCCUUCCUCUCCUUGGGAGGCUUAGAUGCGUCAGGCGUGUGCAACAUACUAUACUACGUCCUUGGACUGAGACGCUCAAUGAAGAUUUAUUUCUCUGUGAUUUCGCUGCUCAGCUCGCUGAUGGUGCCGCCUCGCCGUGCUUGCGCUUAGGUCAGCCGAAUGAAUCCGAAGGCGGUCUGAGCGCAUUGUUUUCUGCUCCGUUGCAUUUGGGAUUUCCAGCCGUGAUGUCUGCAAUCUUGCGUUCUUUGUUUCUCGUUCUGUUCGGUCUGCUGUCAGUGGGUGCCCAGACAGAGAUGAAGAAAGUUGUUGGGGACAAUGCCACUUUACCGUGCCAUCACCAGUUUCCAGCUUCCAGCCCUCUUGACAUUGAGUGGUUGCUGCAGAAACCUAACUCAAAGCAGAAAGUGAUCAUUACUUUCUUCGGAGGACAGGUCUACACUAACGAGGCCGUUGGCAGUGACACCAGCCGCUUGUCCUUCGCUGGGGAGUACCUGGGCGGUGACGCCUCCCUGCUGAUCAGUGACCUGCUGCUGACCGACUCUGGGGAGUACUACUGUAAAGUCAAGACUGGGGGAAAGUACCACUGGAGCCAGGUCAACCUCAUUGUUCUGGAAAAGCCCUCCAAGCCAAGGUGCCGGAUGGAUGGAAAACUCUUGGAGGGCAAGGAUGUCAAGCUGAGCUGUAAAUCCAGCGAUGGUUCAGACCCCAUUAGCUACAAGUGGGAGCGAGUGCUUGACAAAGGGAAGAGUUUGGGCAAACUUCCAAACUUGGCACUGAUAGAUCUGAAGAACCCAGAGAUUGUCACCCUGAGGAAUCUUACCAUGGACAGCACAGGCGUCUACAGGUGCACAGCAAGCAAUGAUGUGGGAGAGGAAAACUGCACCAUUGAGGUCACGAUGCAGCAUGUGAGGGAUGUUGGGACGGUAGCGGGAGUAGUGGUGGGAAUCUCCCUCGGUGUCCUCAUUGUCAUAAUAAUCAUCUGGCUCGUCUUCUGGAAGAAAGAAAAAAAGAAGUACGAAGAGGAGGAGACCCCAAAUGAGAUCAGGGAAGAUGCUGAGGCUCCCAAGGCCAAAUUGGUGAAGCCAAACUCCUUAUCCUCGUCCCGUUCUGGCAGUUCACGCUCCGGCGCCUCCUCCACCCAAUCAAUGGUGCACAACAGCACCCAACGUGGCCACCGCCCACGUCCACCUGCAGUGGCAGCUCUCAAGGAAAAUGGACAGCCUCCAGGCUUCCCCCAGUCCCCUCCGGCUUACACCACAGUGGUGCCCCCCAAAACCCCUGAGCCCCCUGUCACUCCAAAAUUCAACUCCAGGAACAUGUCUGGACCCACACCCCCAACUCUCAUGGUCCCAGCCCAGACCAAGGCCUUUCAGACUGUGUAGGCCUGAAAGUCACGCCCUUUCCUGCAGCCAUGUAAGACUCCGACCCCUCCCUGAAGCCCCAUAACCCUCUCUCCCAAAGACUGAGACUCUUCCAUAAACAAAGAAAUGCAACUAGUUUAAAGGAUGUAAUUAAAAGAGUCAAUACUAUAAUUCCAAAAGUACUUUUAAUGAAUGCAUAACUUAAAGGGUAAAAUAUAAGACAUGCUUGCCCCUACUGAUUUAAAAAAAAAACAAAAACAAACAAAAAAGCUGAAACCUGAGAUGCAAAACGAUCCCAUGGCUGAAGGUAGAACUUUUUUGCUGCAUUUCUUCUUUUUGCUUCAGAUGGCACAGAGAAGCACCAUGUGCAUUGAGGUGGAAGGCGCCCCCUUGAAGAGCUUUAUUUAUUUAUCAAAUCAAAGGCUUAGGCAUGCAGUCAGAGUGAGAAAAGGAAACUAAAAACAUACUUACAUUCACCAUCCGUUAAACAAGAUGAAUUUAAGUAGGGCGGAAAAGAGGGGAAAAGUGGUAGACUGUCUGGGAAGUUGGGUUUUUGUUGUUGUAAAGUUGGAGACCAGGGAGGAGGGGUGAUUCUCUGAUUUAUAUCACUCUUCACCUCUAUCUGGCUGCUUCCAACAACUUGCUCUAAAACCACAAACCGCUUUGCCUCCCCCCAUGGGCCUGGCCAAUUUUGCCCAUCCAUGUGGACAGACACAGUGCGCAGCGUGUGCAUCAUUCGCCUCAUUGCUUUUGGUCUUUUGUGUUCUCGCAGAGGAACCGGUGAGAAACCACAGACUAACUCAGCUGGCUCGUGAACGCCUCAUCUGCUUCACUGUUCAACUGUCUUAGGGCGCGGGAGGGACUUCAGGAACAAGGAUGUAGCAUUGACAGUCAAAUCAAUGAACUUGUUAUCGUUCCUCCCACAUCUACAUUGUUAAACUCCUGUACUGCUACCAAAUAUUCUCCUAAGUACUUAAGUAGCAUUUAUUAGACCUAUAGCGAUUCUUUAAAAAUAGAGGUAAGCAUCUAUUAGAACAGCUAGAAUCUUUGUUUGGUUUUGUCUCUGUUUCCUUUUGUCUCGUUUUCCUGUGUGGGUUACAAAAUGUCAAAGGCAGCCAUGUGUCCAGUCCCUCAUUUUAAGAAGUGCCACCAAUGCCCCAGGAUGGGUUGUGAUUGGUAUUUUUUUCUUAUCAUUUUCUUUUUGUUUACCAGCUACAUUUCUGAACUGAAGCCAAAAUUUGUUGAGAUGAAUGUGUGAUUUACAAAGAUGGUGGAGUCUAUUAUUUUCAGCCUCCUUCAGGGUACAAUAUCAAACUAAGGCACAUGACUUUCAAAUUUUACUCUAGCUUGUCUUAAGAUGGGGAACAAGGAGUGUGGCUCCAGAUAAAUCUAAUACUCUCCUUGGAUCCAUAACAGCAGUGUGGCACUUGAUUGUUGUUUCACCCAAUCACUUGCUUGGUUAAUGCUUGUUGCCAGCAAGAAACCUAGUUGUUGUAUCCUCUAAGACACAAAAUGCAGUUUGACUGAAAGUAGCUGAAAACAGGGCAAGUAGCCUAUCUAGUGUGCCUUUGAAAUCCCUCUCCCUUUAGAUGUUUUCUUUUCUCUUUUCUAAACCCCUCACCACCCCUCUCCCUUGGUCCUUAUCUUCAGUGUACCAGCGGUUAAGUCUCUGUUCACAUGAAACUUUGAGGGUCACCAGCAGGAAGCCCUCCAUAUCACAAGAACUGCCCCAGAAACGGAUGCAGCCGAAGAAGCACCAAGCAGAGUGAGUGGUGAGAAAGCAAUCCCAUGCCACAAGACUAUUUACUGUACAUUAUGUAAUCAGUCUUGUUUUAUAUUGUACAUAAAGAUAGCUAUACGCACAUGAUGUCAGUUCAACUUAAAAAUAAGGGUAUGUCAGGAAAAUGCUUCCUCACAAAAUAAUGCCAAGUGAGAAAUCCAAAGUGAAGUCAAACUGUCUUUUUCUGAAGUUACAAAUGACAAUGAUACUAACCCUAAUGUGAACAAACAUUUUAAAUUUGUGGAUCUGUACAAGGCAAACUCAUAUGAACCAUUAUAACCACUUCCAAUUUACUAUAUAUUUUUUGCUUCUGAAAAAAAACAAAAACAACUAUUUAUCUAUAGAUUCUUGGACAAGUUUUAAAGGCCACCAUUGUGUUCAAACAUGACAUGAGUUAGUGACAGUUAAACUUUGCUUUGAAAGUAAUUAUAGAGAUAAAAUGUCAUCUCAUUAUAAAAUAAGAACAUAGACCUCGCUUAUCAUAUUAACUUGGUUAAAAGUUGAGGUUAACAUAUAGAAGGUGUUCACCAGUGAGAUUGUUUGCAUUGCUGCACAAAUCCAAAUAUAAUUUUAAUACAAUUUAUUUUGCUACAUUUAAAACUUAUUUCCAUCCAGACAUAAUCUAGCGCCUUCAACAUACAAUUAAAAUUGUAUUCUGAAAGGUGAACUUUCAAUGUUUCUUAAAAUGCAAACUUUCACUGAUCACACAGAUGAAUUUGCUAUUUGAUAGGCUGUAGUUUCUCAGCCUUUGGAAAAUUUCUAGUUUUGUCUUGCUCACAUCUGUAAUCAGAGAAAUAAUUCAAACAUUUCAAACAAUCAGAAUUAUUAGCGGGAAAAACAAAGCUAAAGGAAGAGCUAUGUUUAUCUUUAUCCUGUAUUUCUACAUUUAAUUAUUUAUUUGUAUUUUUUUUUUUUACCAGGGUAGCUAUCAGAGCCACUGUGUCCUAUUUGCUAUUUGAUAGCCUAGAACUCCCAUCAUCCGUGGCUCUGCAUCAUUAGAGCAAAUUUGGUCAUGUUUCAGGUCUAAAUCUGCAACAUCUGCCAGGAAAGGAUGUGUUGUUUGAUUUCACACAUUGGAUUUCACACAUGACUUAACCACAGAGGUAAUUGGGAUUUUUUUUAUUUAUUUAUUUAUUUUUUUGUAUUAUUUCACUAAAAGCAGCGCGUCAUAUUCGACCAGGAAGGUUACUCUAUGUCUGUAAUAGAGGAGUUUUGAACGUGCGUACUGACAUGUCUGCAAAUACACUUGUAAUUGUGUGUGAACGUGUAUGCGUGGGUGUGUGCAUUUAAAUUCAGUAUUUGCCCUUGGGACACACCCACACACUCUGAUGUUACCCAUUCAAUGAGGGCGAAGGAUGCAGUCAAGCAAGGGAACUCAUUUUUAAAUGUACAUGACUGAAGACCGGCAGUGUUGAUUUUAGCUUUUGCUUAGUUUUAUAUGCCUUCUGAACUUUGCUUCACAGGCAGCAGUCAUGUUUUUGCUUGUGGGGGUGGCGUCGCGAGACAAAGAGCGUUCAUAAUUCAUGACUCUCAUCAGCUCUGGAGGGGACUGGUACACUCCUGCUAUCUCUGUGCAGAAUGCACUUUGCCCAGGUUGUCUUUGUGGCAUCUCACCAAACAGACACACAUAGUUACAAGUUGUAUAUACAUACACAUCAACAGGUGCACGCAUCAUAUGCAAGAUGCAUAUGACAGUGCAGUUGUGUCCACACGCAAGCACACCUCACAGAAACUGACACCCUUUGCACAAACAAAAGCCCAAACAAGCAUUCCCUGUUAUUUCUGCUCCUUCAGAAUCAAUUUGAUGGAUCGAAUGUCUGGAGGUAUUACCGCUGACUGAUGGAGCCCGGAUACUAAAUGUGGCACAGAAUGGGUUGUGGCAUCACUCAGAGGACAUGUGCACACACUUGCAUAAAAAAACGAUACAGUAAGAAAACACACACACUUGGAAGCACUCGCUAAAACAGACACUGCUGUGCAUCUUAAAGAUCUUGACAGCAUAUGCUGAAAGAUUUUUUCCCCAGCUUGGGAAUUUACAAGAGUGGUACCGGGAAACAAGAGAGUUAUAACAGCAUUGGUUCUGAGCCAGGGCUGUGGGCUCGUGUCAUUGAAAUUCCCUCCUCCACAGAUGAAAGUAGCAGUGGUGGUGGAGUGUGGGAAUCAAGUCUUCCAGCUUUAAAUUCCUCCAAGCUUUUUUUGAUUUGCUUUCCAGCGUCGGCAAGUCUCAGGUGGCAGAUUCCCCAGUUUAUGAGCCCUCACCCUGCAUACUUCUUUGUGACCAAACAAACUCGCUCUUUUUCCAACAAAUGAAUUUUAAGUCGCUUUUGUCAUUUCAGUGUGCAUAGAAGGAAAAAAGUCUUAAUGCCCCACAGCUCGGCGUGUCGGCUCCAUAUGCAAUAAUAUCAGUCAGCAGCACCGCACAUUGUCUUGUUACCAAUACUCAAAGGUGCAGUUUAAUGGUUAAUGGUUAUCCUGCGGUAUGUGAUGGGAGAAUGAAUCUCAUGUAGCUACAGUGUUUUAUGUUCUGUUAGUCGCAUUUUAGUUCUAAUUAAAGCUAUUGAGCAGGGCAAUCUGUGGUUUGGCCUUGUCUGUCAGUAUAAGAGAAUGUGAUGUAUUAUUGCUUCUUAAAAGUGGAGAUGAACGAGGCUUGGUUCAGCCUCAAGGAAGUUAAAGAGAGAUUGUAAGAGGUACCUGCAUGUCAUAAGAUUGAGCAGAUGAACGGGAAUGCUUUGCUUUGAUGUAACAUAACUGUAAUCAACUAAAAGUAAUCAAAAAAAUCAAAAAUUGUAAAUAUAUCAACUAAUUGAUUUUUGAAGCUUUACUUUGUCUUUUUUUUGUUUGUUGGUUGUUUUUUUUUUUUUUAUGUUUAUCCAUGUACUUUGCACUUUUCAGUGUGCUAUGCUCAUCACCGGUGUGUGUUGAUUCUGUGUGGUCGGCUGUUUCCUCUUGACUGCGUUGUUUCAGUGUCAGGGGCAGACAGGCUCAGCAUGGCUCGACUAAAGGGAAAUGUAAAACACUUUUGUUUACUUUACUCUCAUCUGUUUUCUGAUGUGUAUUUUCAUUUUAGUUUUCUAAAAUAAUAAGGGAUUUUUUUUUCUUUGUUCAUUUGAUGAAAACAAUCCUUGUAAAUAUCAUGAGUAAAAAAUGUAUAUUUUUACGACUUCUGAGUUAUUACUCUUUCAUUUGCAAAUAAAAUAUUCAAUG
This is a messenger RNA of Poeciliopsis prolifica (blackstripe livebearer), 6616 nucleotides long. RefSeq names its product CXADR like membrane protein b (gene clmpb). Gene Ontology annotation, cellular component: cell surface; cytoplasmic microtubule; membrane. NCBI's taxonomy places the organism in Eukaryota, Metazoa, Chordata, Actinopteri, Cyprinodontiformes, Poeciliidae. The transcript is spliced from 7 exons. The record is from RefSeq and is a predicted model, not a curated record. Bases 496 to 1653 code for a protein of 385 amino acids.